Molecule: messenger RNA, 3347 nt
Organism: Trachemys scripta elegans
Lineage: Eukaryota; Metazoa; Chordata; Testudines; Emydidae
Gene: SEMA4A
Product: semaphorin 4A
Exons: 15
Coding region: 671-3007 (778 amino acids)
Biological process (GO): negative regulation of axon extension involved in axon guidance; neural crest cell migration; negative chemotaxis
Molecular function (GO): semaphorin receptor binding; chemorepellent activity
Source: RefSeq, a predicted model, not a curated record
ACUUCUAGCCCACAUUUUCUCCCAGAGCUGGGAAUAGAACCCAGGCAUCCGGGCCCCCAUUCCUGCUCCAUCCGCUGGGCCACACCACCUCCUUUAAAAGCUCUUGUUUCCUACCGAAGCAACCACCCAAGGAAGCUGCUUCCUGCCUGGCUGAGGGGAGCAGGGAAGGUCCCUGGAGCUGUCAGGACGUGUCGGGGAGGCUGGACUUUCUGGUUCCCUGACUCACUGUGAGUGACACUGAUCUAGCCGUGCCCUUCCCCUCCCCAGCCCAGGCAGCUGCCAGAGUGAGCUGGAGACUUGAAACAGCCUCAGCUCCCCGGCCCUAGUGUUGGACAGGAGCCCGGGAGGGGAAGGAACCGAAGCCACGUCUGGGAGCCGAGUGAACCCAGGAGCCAGCCCCUCCAGCUGGAGCUGGGCUGGUCAUUCCAAGCCAGUGGGCCCAGAGGCCACCCCAGGACGUCUCUGAUGGGCACCGGGCACUGGGCAGCGAGUCCAUCCCCCCGGCGCUGGGGAGAUCUACCGGGGGCUUAGCUGCCAAUGGAUGGUGCUGGCCGAAGGUCUGCGCUAAUUCUGCCCAUGCCCUCUGACCUCAGCCCCAGGAGAGCUCAAGAGCUGGGGCCGGGUCCCUGCAGAUUUCACCAAAGGCCUCACCCUUUGCCGAUAACCAGCCAUGCCCGACCGGGCGCUCUGCUUCCUGUGCAGUUUGGUGAUGCCUGCCGCCUUCCUGUGCGCAGAUCUGCUUCCCAGGGUCACCUUCCCAAGAGGAGACCCCCGGAGGACCCUAACCAGCUUCAGCCAGGACGGAAUCUUCAACUAUGAUACUUUCCUCUUGAGCGAAGACGAAGGCACUCUGUACGUGGGAGCUCGAGACACCCUCCUCUCCCUCCGGGUGGACAGCGCUGGGUCCAUGAAGCUGACGGGCUCAAUAGCGUGGCCACCCCUGCUUAAAAAAAAGGACGAGUGUGUCUUUAAGAAGAAAAGCAAUGUGACAGAGUGCUUCAACUUCAUCCGUGUCCUGGUGCCAGUGAACCAGACUCACCUGUACACCUGUGGGACCUACGCCUUCAGCCCCAUCUGCUCUUACAUUAAUCUGGAGAAUUUCAGCCUGGUUUCUGGAGGCCAAGGGGAGCCUCUCCUCCAGGAUGGGAAGGGACAGUGCCCCUUCGACCCCCGCCACAAAUAUACGGCCAUCCUGGUGGAUGGUGAGCUCUACACGGGGACCAUGAACAACUUCCAAGGAAACGAGCCCAUAAUCUCCCGUGCCCUGGGCAGCAGGACCUUUCUGAAGACCGAUACCUUCCUCAGGUGGCUAAAUGUCGACGCGGGCUUCGUGGCCUCGGCCAACAUCCCUGGAGACGAGAAGGUCUAUUUCUUCUUCGAGGAGACGGCCGAGGAGUUUGAGUUCUUUGAGAAGCUCACGGUCUCCCGGGUGGCUCGUGUGUGCAAGAAUGACGUCGGAGGACAGAAGGUGCUGCAGAAGAAAUGGACCACAUUCCUGAAAGCUCAGCUGACGUGCGUCCAGCCUGGACACUUCCCUUUCAACGUGAUCCAUCACGCCUUUGUCCUACCCCAGCCAGGAGGGGGCGCCGUCUUCUAUGGACUCUUCGCCUCACAAUGGCAGAUGGGAGACGCAGGCAGCACGGCGGUGUGCGCUUUCAACCUGGAGGACGUCGAAAGAGUCUUCAGUGGCAAAUACCAGGAGCUGAACAAGCAGAGCGCCCGGUGGACAACAUACAGCGAUGGGAUCCCUGAGCCCCGCCCUGGCAGCUGCUCGGUGUACCCAUCAGCGGACAAAGUCCUGACCUUCAUAAAAAACCAUUUCCUGAUGGAUGAGAAGGUUGUGCCCAGGAACAAGCAGCCGCUGCUGGUGAAGCAGAACGUGAAGUAUACGCGGAUCGCAGUCGAUCAGACCCACAGUGUCACGGGCACCUCCUAUGAGGUGAUGUUCCUGGGAACAGAUCAAGGGUUCCUGCACAGAGCAGUGGCUCUGGCCAGCGGUACUCAUAUCAUUGAGGAAAUCCAGCUGUUUAAGGACCCGGAACCUGUGCAGAACCUUCUGUUCUCACCUGGGAAGGGGAUCCUGUAUGUGGGGUACUCCAAGGGGGUGCUGCAGGUGCCGCUGGCCAACUGCAGCGUGUACAGGAGCUGUGCUGACUGUGUCCUCGCCCGAGACCCCUACUGCGCCUGGGACAGGCACAGCCAGUCGUGCCAGGAGACCCGAGGCACAAACAAAAACACGAGUGACUGGCUGCAGGACGUCGAGUGGGGUAGACCGGGGCCUACGUGCCAGCAGAUCAGUGGGAGAGGCAGGGCCACGCCCAGGUCUCGGGACGACUCGGGCAGCAGCCUGGUAAAAACUUUAAGCCCAGCGCUGAACUCUGUGAUCCGGCUGCCCUGCCCGCAGCUCUCCGCCCUGGCCAACUACAACUGGAGCUACCCAGGGGAUAAGACCCCGGCGGGGCUGCUGAUGUUGGACAAUAAGAUGUUGGUGAUCAUCAUGCAGCGCCAGGCGGCGGGCGAGUACACGUGCUGGGCCAGCGAGAACGGGCACCGCCAAGCUGUGGCCCGCUAUGUGGUGCAGGACCCCACGGAAGGCAACAUCCUGAGCGAGAGCGGAGGGGACAGCAUGGUCGGGCAAGAGCUGGAGCGGGGGGCAGGCCCACAGGGCGGGCACCGCUCCUACUGGGCACAGUUUGUGACGGUGACAGUGCUGCUGUCGAUGACGCUGGCCGUAGCAAUGACCAUGGCCGGGUUCUCCUACCACAACAGGCUCAAAGCCAAGAGCAAGGUGCAAGGAUGCAACACCCCCGAAGCCACCAAGGUGUCCAAUCAGGAGAAGGUGCCGCUGAACGGAGGCCGGAGCCCACAGGAGGGAGCCAAGGACCCCAGGGACUGCUGCCUCCAGAUGGAGGGGCUGUACCAGGGCACAGACGCGGACAACAACAGGUUAAAUGCCAGCCCGGGGGCCGGGGAGGGUUUCCAAGGGGCGGCUCUGGAGAAAGCAUAGGCUGGCCGUGCCCGCCCCGACCCGCCUUUCGUCUCGAAAUCAGCCGUGUCGUGGUACCAAGCAGCCCUACGAUAACAAACCAGGGUGUGUGGCUCAGCGCUUGGGAGCGACCCUACAAUAACAAACCGGUCUGCGUCCAGCCCCCAAAUUCAUAACAAACGUCGUAUCAGCUGGUGAGACCUUCCACACAGCGCGCCCAGAAACGGCCCCUGCUCCUCGUCAGCGUGCCAGCUGCUGCCGCCCGCCCAUGGGUGGGUCGCUCCACCGCUGAAGAGUGAUGGGCCCAGCCUGCCUCACUGCGCUGCCUGGGCAUCACCCCCAGAGUCGUGGGACGGGCGUU